UUCCAUCACUAUCGCAUUUAUCAGAAAAUGUCGAGUGUGUUGAAUUGCCUUAAUAUAAUAUAGAUUAUCGUUACGGUUUUUCUGAAAAAAUAUUAUUUUUAAAGUGCUAGCAACUAUUCCUACUCCCUGGAGGUAGUUUUACUUACGGCAACAUCACUGCAUGCAUAAUUGACUGAGAUAUCAUACGUGAACUUGCCGUUCCUUGGAUCUUGGAUCGGGCCGGCUUGGUUAUUUGUCUAUAUAAAUGAACCAAAACCAAAUUCAACAACUGACCUUACACCUAUCACAGGCACUUGAUCAAAACUAUGAUGUCGUUAAUAUGGAAGCUGUUCUAUCCGUUAUCUGUGCACUGGAAGGAACUACAAUUACAAAGGAUCAACUGGAGGCCACCAGAUUGGCCAAAUACAUAAAUCAACUGCGCCGCAGGACUAAAAUGACCAACUGGCACGUCGAGCCAAAUCGCUUUUAAAAAUGGCGGGAAAUGGUUGGCAUUCAACAUACUGUCGGUGAUACGCAACCGACGAAACCUAUUGCUGUCAUUAAUAUAACGGAAUCAACCAUAAGUGAUAACAACAAUAUAAGUGCGGGUCAACCGUACUGUUCAAAU
Messenger RNA from Drosophila sulfurigaster albostrigata, 607 nucleotides. Its product is annotated as mediator of RNA polymerase II transcription subunit 26-like. The transcript is spliced from 3 exons. Gene Ontology annotation, biological process: regulation of transcription by RNA polymerase II; positive regulation of gene expression. Bases 245 to 469 code for a protein of 74 amino acids. Gene Ontology annotation, cellular component: core mediator complex; mediator complex. The record is from RefSeq and is a predicted model, not a curated record. NCBI's taxonomy places the organism in Eukaryota, Metazoa, Arthropoda, Insecta, Diptera, Drosophilidae. Gene Ontology annotation, molecular function: transcription coregulator activity.